AGUAGCAUAUGAUGAUAUCUUAAGCCUAGUCUUGUGUAACUCUGUUACCAAUUCCUCCAUGAGCUAGCAAACAUGUUUCUGAGAGAAGCGUGUCUGCACAUUUUGUUGUAAAAUGUAGUCUACCGGUACGCACCAUUUCACUUACAUUCAUCUUAUUUUAAUUUCCUGGGAACUUGCAAGUAGAAAAACAUGUCUACAGUACACACAGGCUACUAUGUAAAGAAGAGGUUUAUGGUUUUGGGAGGCAUUUUUGUCCCUGACUUUUUCGCACAUGUGCUUUUGGAACAUAAUGACAUUCUCUGUUUUGUUUUCUGUAUGAGUGGUUAGGCAGGUAGGCUACUGAAGGUAAACUGCUGCCCCCUCCCUGAGCUGGGCUACUGGAAUCCAUAGUGGCACAUGUCUCGACUUGGCAUCAUAAAGUCUCUGGUAUUGCUGGCUGGGUCAGUCGUUUUUUUGUCUUAAAAUGCCUCGUGGUUUGAGGUAUGCACUGACUCACUAUCAUGUGCAGAUUGACUUGACUGCCUGCCUGAUGUGUGUACAGAGUGUUACCUGUUAAGUCUGCCUCACCCGUGUAGCUGCAGGAUGGAGAGACUAGGGGAAAAAUAGGUAGAGAGGGUGGGGGCGUAGACCUGUGAGCCUCGUUGUGGCGUUUCCUAUCCCGGAUUAACUCACUGACGGAGAUGUUGUUGAGCACCUGCCAACUCAGGCCUCGCUUUCCUUCACCACAACACCAGGGAAGGACUGAGGAGAUGGACGCACAGGGCAUAAUGGGACCUACAGGCUAGAUAGCAGGUCAAUAUGUAGAACAAAGUAGAAAUGGGGUGAGUCAAGGCACUCGAGGUCUCUUUGAUUAAAUUCAACCCUCGGUGUGCUGCCUGCUGUGUUUACUGUAUAUAGAGUAUUUCUAGUGGAAGAUCAAGCCGCUCCAGAGGUAGGCUAAAUUCCCCUAGGAAUGUUUCCAGAGUUCUCAGGGGGUAGCGCUGAGCCAGUCGGUCACACUUUGGCUGUGGUGCCUGAAAUAGGGCUCUGUUGUUUUAAGCCAAGGAUCUCCGUGAAACCUUUUAAAAUCCGGUGCUUUUGGGGGACAAAGGCCAAACCGGCACGAGAGAGCGUGAGAGGCAGCCAACCUCCCCCUGAACAGUGUGUGGCCAUACACGGGUUUGAGGUGUUUUGUGUCCAAAGCAACAUGAACACUGGCUACAUUCAGCAGCAACUGAUUAUGUGGUCCCUGGAUGCCCCGCGGCGCUCCGUCCUCGCCCGCCCACGCACGGCGCCCCCCGAUGGCCGGCAGCUGACCCCGCCCCCCAGGAUGACCGUGAGAGAGCGGCUGCGGGAGAAGAUCUCGGCGGCGUUCUACCGCCACGGGCUGCUGUGCGCCUCCUAUCCGGUGCCCAUCAUCCUCUUCACCUCCGCAAGUAUCCUCGCCUGCUGUUACCCCCUGCUGCGGCUGCCUCUGCCGGGGACCGGGCCGGUGGAGUUCACCACACGGGUCCGAGAUUACACCGUCCCUUCCCAUGAGCCCCAGGGAGACCUCGGCGAGCGGCCUGACUGGUAUCGGGGUCCUCCGGUGGCCUACAUACAGCAGGUCCUGGUGAAGGCAGCUGUGUCUCCCUGGGACAGCACGCUGGUCCCUGUGGACGUGUUCCGCUCCCCACUGGGCCGCGUAUUCAGCCUGCUGGAGGAGAUCCGCAACCAUGUACACAAUGACGGUUCUGGGGUCAGGAGCUUGGAGGCGCUCUGUCUGCAGGUGACGGACCUGUUGCCGGGGUUACGGCGUAUGCAGACAGUGCUGCCGGAGCACGGUUGUCUGCUGGUCUCCCCUGGCAACUACUGGCAGAACCAGCGGGAGCUGUUUGACUCUGACCCCGACCUGCUGAAGACCGUCCACCAGCACGAACCCAAAGGACUGCACACCACCGCCACACUGAGAGACCUGCUGUUUGGCAUCCCGGUGAAACACACAGGGGUGAGUCUGUACAGCAGGAAGAGGGUGGUCACCUACACCAUCACCAUGGUCCUGGGCAGCUACGACGCCAGGUUCCUGUCUAGCCUGCGGGCGCGUCUCCUCCAGCUGCACCCCUCGGUGAACUGCAGCCUGCGCGAGGACCACAUGGUGCACGUGCACUUCAAGGAGGAGAUAGGCAUGGCCGAGCUCAUCCCGCUGGUCACCACCUACAUCAUACUGUUCGCCUACAUCUACUUCUCCACACGUAAAAUUGACAUGGUGAAGUCAAAAUGGGGCUUGGCGCUGGCUGCCGUGGUAACGGUGCUCAGCUCUCUGCUUAUGUCUGUGGGGCUCUGCACCCUGUUUGGCCUGACGCCCACACUCAAUGGAGGUGAGAUCUUCCCUUAUCUGGUGGUGGUGAUAGGGCUGGAGAACGUCCUGGUUCUCACCAAGUCUGUGGUGUCCACCCCUGUUGACCUGGAGGUCAAACUACGCAUCGCUCAGGGCCUUAGUAAUGAGAGCUGGUCUAUCAUGAAGAACAUGGCCACAGAGCUGUGCAUCGUCCUCAUAGGAUAUUUCACCCUGGUGCCCGCUAUCCAGGAGUUCUGUCUGUUUGCUGUGGUGGGUCUGGUGUCUGACUUCUUCCUUCAGAUGUUUUUCUUCACCACAGUUCUUUCCAUUGACAUCCGACGCAUGGAGUUGGCCGAUCUGAACCGGCGUCUUCCGGCCGAGGCGGGGAUGCCCCUUCCCAAACCGGGCCCCCUGCGCCCUCGGGAGGCGCCUCCUCCCCCACGGCCCUCGCCCCACACCAUCACCCUGCAGACGCCCGCCUUCAGGAACCUGCGUCUGCCCAAGAGGCUCCGUGUGGUCUACUUCCUGGCCCGCACGCGUCUGGCCCAGCGCUUCAUCAUGGUGGGUACAGUGAUCUGGAUUGGCAUCCUGGCCUACACGGACCCCGCUGGCCUCCGUACCUACCUGGCAGCCCAGGUGUCUGAACAGAGCCCCCUGGGGGAGGGUGGGGCCGGGGGUCUGCCCCCCCACCUGGGAGUAGCCCCAGUCUUCCCUGGACCAGGAGGGGACCCCGCCAGCACCCUCAGUGUCCUCCCUGCCCCCGCUGAACCCACCCCGCUUCCGGAGAACCAGUCCCAGGGCCACCAUGGGGCCCCCAGGGAAGGAGUACCCCACCAGGCCCAGGCCCCACCUCUGGUGCCCCAGAUCAGCUGGGGGGCGGAGGAUGAGGAGGGCUGGAGGAAGCUGUCUUUCAGACACUGGCCCUCGCUCUUCAGCUACUAUAAUAUUACUCUGGCAAAGAGAUACAUCAGCAUCCUGCCUGUCAUCCCCGUCACAUUCCACCUGAGCCCCCGGGAGGCCAUCGAGACACGUCACCCCCAGGACACACGCCACCCCCCGCCGCCCAGCCUCAAAACUAACGACCUGCCCGCAGACCUCACGCUCUACAAGGUAGCAGCUCUGGGCCUGGCGGCAGGGGUUCUGCUGGUGCUGCUGCUCUUCUGUCUCUACCGGGUCCUCUGUUCCCGCAACUACGGCCAGAACGGCGUGGCCCACGGGCGCCGGCGCCGCGGUGACCUGCCCUGCGACGACUACGGUUACUCGCCACCCAUCAGCGAGAUCUCCCCCUUGCUGCUGCGUGGACACAGCAUGGACAUAGAGUGUCUGGCGAGUGACGGCAUGCUGUUGGCCAGUUGUUGUCUGGCAGGACAGAUCCGCGUUUGGGACACUCAGACUGGAGACUGCCUCACCGUCAUUCCUAAACAUGGGCUGCGGCGGAGUAGCAGCAGUGGCUGCUGGGAGCAGCGGGAUGGUUGGGACGCCGUGGGUGUGGCCGAACCUGAAAAUCUGGGGGGCGGGACAGAACCAGGGGGCGGGGUUUUCGACGAGGACGAGAGUUACCCCCUCAGGCGGCGGACCGCCCCACGUCCUGCCCUCUUUGAGGACCAACCCGACCUCACCCCCCUCAUCGACACCAACUUCGACUCCCAGCCGCCCUCCCACCUCCUCCUCACCCCGCCCAGGGAUGGCUUUGACUUCGGGGGGCUGGUGGAGAAGGCCUACCUGGAGCACGAGCCUCCCUCGCCGGGCCUCACUGCCUCCUACCCCUCCUCCUCACCUCUGUCGGGACCCCCUCCCCAGAGGAGACGCAGCCUGGGGUACAUCCAGCCCCCUGCUCCACAGGGCCAGGGAACCCCGGACUGGGAGAGCGCCGUGUGGGCUAUGGAGCUCCGGGGGAACCUCAUCGCUGCUGGGAGGAGCAGCGGAAAACUGGAGCUGUGGGACGCAGUGGAGGGCUCGUUACGCUGCAGUAAUGAAGACGGCGUCUCUGGGAUCACGGCCCUGGCCUUCCUCAACAACAGGAUUGUGGCGGCCAGACUCGACGGCUCUCUAGACUUCUUCACUGUCGACAUCAACAAGCCUCUGGGCUUACUGCAGUACAGAGGUCCCCCCGGGCGCAGUAACAUGCCGCCCUCGCCCUGCUACAGCAGUGAGGAUGUGAUCUCAUGCCAGCUGACGCGCUCGGUGCAGUGUGCCCACCAGAAACCCAUCACGGUGCUGCGAGCCGCGGCCGGCAGAGUGGUCACGGGCAGCCAGGACCACACCGUCAGGUUUGUCCCUGUGCGUCAGGUGUAUCGUCUGGAGGACUCAUGCUGUCUCUUCACGCUCCAGGGCCACUCUGGGGGAAUCACUGCCAUCUACAUAGACCAGACCAUGGUUCUGGCCAGUGGGGGGCAGGACGGAGCAAUCUGUCUGUGGGAUGUGCUGACGGGCAGCCGGGUGAGCCACGUGUACGGUCACCGCGGCGACGUGACCUCGCUGGUGUGUACCACAUCGUGCGUGAUCAGCAGCGGCCUCGACGACCUCAUCUGCAUCUGGGACCGCAGCACGGGCAUCAAGCUCUACUCCAUACAGCAGGAGGUGGGCUGCGGUGCCAGUCUGGGGGUGAUCUCUGAGUCUCUCCUGGUGACAGGGGGCCAGGGCUGUGUGUCCUUCUGGGACCUGAACUUCGGAGAUCUCCUCCAGACGGUCUACCUGGGCCAGAGCAGCGACGGCCAGGGGGUUCGCCAGCUCGUGGUGCUAAACAACGCCGCCAUCGUCUGCGACUUUGGCUCCGAGCUCAGCCUGGUCUACGUACCCGCGGUGCUGGAGAAGCUGGACUGAGCAGAAGCAGAACUAGGACAGGCGCCACACAGUGGCUUGGAGGAGUAGAUGGAAUAAUCAGUACUGACAAUGGGGAUAUAUGCAAACUCAACUCAUUUUGGCCCUACACUACGCUGCAGUUGGACAAUUUUCUUGGAAACAGUUGUGGCUAAUUUAGAUCGUUAGCGCUUCACCUGAUUUAGCUGGGAGGGCAUUUCUAUAGCAAUACAUCAUGUUUUUUAUAAAGCUAAUGUCUGGUUGGAGAGACAGAUGUACAGACAGACUUACAAGUGGUCAACCUGCCACAGGGUGAGGUCUGUCUGACCAGAAAGAUGACCUUGUUACUAGCUCAGGGGGUUUGUGUCCAAGCAUCGGAUGGUUUGGGGUACACACACCCAACAAUCAGACUGUCACUGCACUCUAUGCCGCUGUCAUUGGCGGAGUGUUUGAUACCACGCCAGCCAAUCAAUGUAGCGCAGCUGUAGCAGGCUCAUGUCAUGAAGUCUGAGGGUCGUUGGGCUAAGCUAAGCAGUUACUAGCAUGUGUGUGUUUUGUGUCCUGGGAAAGAAACAGUCCCUUUUUAUGGUGAAAACAUUGCUGACAAAAAUCCUUCAUUAUUGUGUGUGUGUGUGUGUGUGUGUGUGCGCGAGAGAGAACUGGAUACGAUUACUGUAAUGAAAUGCACCUUGAGAGGGUUGUUUUUUAUUUUUAAAUCUAUUUAUUAGUAACAAUUUGAGAUGUGCAGAUGAUGUCAUAAAUGUAUGGUUAGAUUUUUAACAUUGGUUAUGAUGACAUUAAUAUUUGUAAUAAUAUUUUGGAACUGAAAACGCGUAAGUGUUUUCUUGGAGUUGGGGAUUGAGGGGGAGAGGUUCCUUGCCUUACCCCAGCCUCUUAUUUUAGGGCUACUGUUGCUGCAAGAGGACCAAUCUGGCCCCUAAGAGCCCCUUAAGCUGUAAGAGGCUCUAUACUUUCUGCUUGAAUUUGAGAUUUGCAUCUGAAGGUGUGGUAGCUCUACAUUGGCACACAUUGUCAGAGUUUACAUUGGCUGCUCUCUUCCCAUGUUGACUGCGCCCGGGAGAAAUGUCAGAUCGUUUGAGAUUGUGACUAUAUUUAAUUUCACGGUUUUACGUUAGUAACAUUGCCAUGUUACCAUUGUACGUCUUGUUCUCUGACAAAAGGUUCCAAUGAGGAAAUCACGUUACUUUUGAAAUACCUAAAAUGGCUUCCUCUUGAAAAACAUCUUACAACUGUGUUUCUCUGUCCACUAUGUUUUUCCCAAUUCACUGAAAAGGCAUCUCUAUUUUUUUUUUUGUCUUAUCUCUGUAAUUCUCUGCUUGUGAGUUUGAGAACCCGAUCAGGCAUAAAAGGAGAGGAUGGGUAGUGUACCAGUAAUGUGGAUAACUCCACCUUGGCCCAGCCAGUCUUCAUGUCAGCGAGGGCCUCAGACUAGGAAUAUGAUCGUACCCCUCUAGGUGGGAACUCUCUAACUCAACCUUUCUCCCAGCCCGUUACCUCUGAGUGACCGUAGCGCCAGCCUGCAGAGAGAGCGUAGUGGACUUGACCUUAGAUGUUAGCCUACUUGGUUACUUACACCCAUAGCUGAAUGUAGAUCUGGGAUGCUUGAUAUUGAAAAGCAAAUCCACUGAACUUCAACCAACAGAUAUAACACUAACUUGUGCACUAGCCCUCUCACACACUAGGCACUUUGAAACAAUGUAUAGAAAGACAUUCAGAAACACACAUACUGAAAACAUAAAACGCACACAUCAGACUUGUGAAUGCAGGGGUGGACAGCUUUAGUCCUCAAGUGUUGCUGUGUCUGCUGGUUUAUCAAUAAGAUGAAUUGAAGAGAAGCGAAAACCCAGACACACGCCAUCCCUGAAGGACUGGAGUUGUGCACCCGUGUUCUGUUGUAAUUUAUUUCCUUUUUUAAUGUAAAUAGGUAAACGCUUUAGAGUGUAGAUUCACUUACAAUUGUAAGGAUAUAAACUGCUGCCUGAGUUAAAUAUGGUUGUGUUCCAAGUCCUUUUAAGCUGCCUUUCCUUAUCUCCUUGCAAAUAAUGAUACGAUAGUUAUUUGACACCCACACUAUGCAGGAAUUAAACCUCACCACUCUGGUGUUGCGAGCACUAUGCUCCAAACAUCAUUGGAAUGUUUAUGGAACAGGAGUUCUGCCACUGUACUAUCAGUAGUGAUGAAAGGAGAUGAGAAGGGAAGCAUUUAAGAUGAUUGGAGCACAGCCCAUGUCCCCUUGAUCUGACCCUUUUGGUCCUACAAAAUAUUUGAGAGGGAGGGGCAGAAAGAAACGGGUGUAAAUAUUGUUUUUGUGGAAUCAUAGCAAUGCUCUGCCCCCCUCCUGAACCACCUUCCUUCGGUUGGCUAGGGUGCACAGACUGUAGGGCCGGUAGCAAAUAUUCUGGCCUAUUUUACUAUUUUUAACACCGGAGCAAAACUUUGUACUAAUUUCCAAAUAAAGAGGCUUUGAUACCUUG
This is a messenger RNA of Salmo salar (Atlantic salmon), 7590 nucleotides long. Lineage: Eukaryota; Metazoa; Chordata; Actinopteri; Salmoniformes; Salmonidae. The record is from RefSeq and is a predicted model, not a curated record.